AUGCAUAACUCUCUGAAUAAAUACGCCACAAGUAUUAAUCCUCAGAAAAAAGAUGGUCGGGAAGAGCUUUAUAGGAACAGAUUUCCUCCGUUGAGUAUUCGUUUACUUGGCGCACACCAGCCUCUUUCUGCCGGGCGCCGUUAUGAUCUAUUGUGCCAAAGUUCUGGAGGGAGACCACCUGCAGUUAUAACAUGGUGGCAAAAUAAUAUACGUCUGGAAAAAACUACCGAAACUAUAUCAAGCGAUGGGAACCAAACUACGAGUACAUUAUCAAUUAUUUUCGAGAAAUCUGAUUCUGGCAAAUUCCUGUCCUGUAAAGCAUAUAACCUUGCUAAACCAGUAAUGCCAUUAGAAGACGGAUGGAUUCUAGAUAUACAGUAUAUUCCGGAAGUUCAAAUACGACUUGGAACAUCUUUAAAGCAAAAUACAAUUAGAGAAGGGGCAGAUGUCUAUUUUGACUGUGUAAUAAAUGCACACCCAUUCGUUUACAGAGUUGAUUGGCGUCAUAACUUAGGUUUUGUUAAGUUAGAUGGCUGA
Molecule: messenger RNA, 537 nt
Organism: Bactrocera neohumeralis
Lineage: Eukaryota; Metazoa; Arthropoda; Insecta; Diptera; Tephritidae
Product: cell adhesion molecule 2-like
Exons: 5
Coding region: 1-537 (178 amino acids)
Source: RefSeq, a predicted model, not a curated record